Molecule: messenger RNA, 2489 nt
Organism: Alosa sapidissima (American shad)
Lineage: Eukaryota; Metazoa; Chordata; Actinopteri; Clupeiformes; Clupeidae
Gene: lrrc15
Product: leucine rich repeat containing 15
Exons: 2
Coding region: 317-1972 (551 amino acids)
Cellular component (GO): extracellular matrix
Molecular function (GO): protein binding
Source: RefSeq, a predicted model, not a curated record
UAGCGAGAGUCAGAGAGCGAGAGAGUGGUUUAGAGAGAGAGGAAAAUGGGGAGGUAACUUUUGUUGAAAGUUCACCCUGUUCCUCACUCACGUAAAAUCUUGAUGUCAUAGAUGCUCAGACAAAUAGAAAUCAGGUGGACUGGAAGUGACUAAAAUCUGACUAAUGCAUACCGGUUACUAUUAAAAUCCAGGGAAACACCACACUAUCAAUUCAGAGGGGGGAGGGACUGGAUCGCAUACCAGCUUUGUUCUCUACUCUCCAAAGCAAAACAUUAUUUCAGCAAAGCUAAUCAUCUAUUUCAGCCUGACGGUGACAAUGGAUCUGCAAGUCCACAUUUUUCUCAUUUCUGCAAUCACUGCCCUCAUUGGGGCCUGCCCGGAUGAAUGUAUUUGCCGGGAUAGAAAAGUCUUAUGUCAAGGUCGGAUAAUUACACAGUUUCCAUCAAACGUCCCUGUGGAAACAAGUUCCUUGUUCAUCUCAAACACAAAUAUCUCCUUACUGAAACCUGCAGACUUUGAGAACUUUGCAGAGCACCUCACAAAUUUAGCUGUGAAGGACACAGAUAUCAAAGAAGUCUUGCCCAAAACUUUUCACCACACCAUCAAUUUGGAGAACCUGGUAUUUCUAAGAACACAGCUUGUGUCCCUUCCUGAAGACCUUUUUCAAACCUUACAUUUACUGCAAUCAUUUGCUUGUAAUGAGAACAACAUACAGUCGUUACCUCCCUCACUGUUCUCACCACUUAAAGUCAAUACUAGUCUAAUCAAUCUAGAUCUCAGCAAAAAUCAGUUAACUUCAGUGCCAGACAAUGUCUUCAGUGGACUUCAUAAUCUCAAUCACCUGCGGUUGAACAAAAACCACCUUAAGGAACUCCCAGCUGGUGCAUUUGAUGACCUUGAAAACCUUCAAGUCUUAGCACUUCAGGAUAACCAAAUUGCUCAAUUACCAGCAAACUUGUUCUCUAAUCUUCAGAAACUUCAAAGCCUAUUUCUUUCCAAUAACAAGAUUUCUGUGCUUCCUGAGGGUAUCUUUACAAGCCUACCAAGUCUUAAAAGACUUUCCCUAUAUGACAACGAAUUGCAAAAGUUGUCUUAUGGGACUUUUGGACCUAUGCUCAUUGAGCAGCUUUGGCUCUAUGAUAACAAAUUAAGCACUUUGGAAGACGAUGUAUUCAGCAAUCUCACCAGCGUUAAACUUCUGGUGCUCAGCCGAAACCAGAUUGAGUCCAUCUCUGCUAAUGCUUUUAGUGGUCUAACGGAAAUACAGGAAGUGUCUCUGCACACCAACCGUAUCAUUAAUAUUAAGAAGAGUACGUUUGCCAAUCUUCCCAAGCUGGUCAACAUUUCUUUGGAGCACAACAAAAUUGAGUCAAUCUCUGCGGAUGUUCUACAAGGUGUGUCACAUAUACACCAAUUGGAUUUGCGAAAUAACUCUCUCCAAAAUCUAGAUCAGGACUUUUUGGAGUCUCUCCACAUCGUGGAUGAAGUGCUUCUGACUUUGAACCCCUGGAAAUGUGACAAGGACAUUAUUCCUCUCAGGGACUGGUUGAAACAGUUUCCCCUAAAAGUGCCUAGCUCAGAAGGUAUAUUGUGCCUGGGACCAACAUCACUCUCGGGUUUUGUCAUCCGGGACAUACCAGAUAAGAAUCUUAUCCAGCCAACGACCCAAGCUCCGACCGAGGUGGACCCUGUGACCCCAACAGAAAAGAGGAGAAGACCACACACAACCCCAUCACGAAGAAGCACACCCCUACCCACCAUCAAUGCCACUACAAAAUCAGACCAGGGUGAGGACACCAGUAGUGGACAGGGCAAUGGUACAAGCCAGUUACAGGGCAAUCAUUUGAUCAUCAUUACAGUGGUCUGCAUGGCCAUCAUAGUCAGUACCAUUUUAGGCGUGGCCUGCUGGAGGAGGUACAAGAGAGAUAGCAGAGACUUGCACCAGCAGCCAAAAUCAAACUCAGUCAUCUAGCCCAUUUUACAGAAGCUUGAAAUGAGAGGUAUUUGACAUCUUCUCUUUGUGUGGGUACCACUGCAUUAAACAUUAGACUAACACUGUGCAUUUCCGUAGGACUGAAAGUCAGUUCUUACACGUACUGCAAUAAAGACUCUUUUGGACAAAGACUUUGGUUAGAUUUCCAUUUAGUCAAAAUAUCCUAAAACGCUGCUUUAAAGCUCUAUCAUAGAUUCACUUUGGCCUUUGUGAUUUAAAUGAUUUGAAAUUCUUUAUAUAUAUUUUGAAAGUGUGUAUUUUUUUUAGUAAAUUGAAUGUUGAAUUUUAAUAUCUGCUUAAAUUUGAUUCAAACAAAUGCAUUGGUUUGAAUGUGCAAAAUGCUAUGGAAAUUAAGAUAUGUCAUACUGUAAUAAAGUAACACCUGGCAUCAAUGUGUCAAAAGUGUAUUACUAGGCAUGUGUAUGAUAUAAUGUUUCUACCAUAUCAUGUUCACUACUUCAGUCCUUUGCGUGACCAAUAAAUCCUUUCACUCUGA